CAGUCAAGUGUAGCUCCAGGACAAGGACAGACAGCUCUCUGUGCGCACAAGAGUGUGUGAGGCUGCACCCAUGCUUCUAACUCUGCUCUCCGGGGAAGAAGGACGUGAGGAAAGAAGCUGUGGGCCAGGGAAUAUCUGAGAUAUUGUCUAAACAUCUCCACUUCCAAUGGUCUGGGGAAGAAAUUUUCUAUAGACUCUGCCAGCCUCUGUUGGGCAGUCCCACAGCCCAGGAGGAAGCAGGCACCUGCCAGUCAAUCUCUGACUGCCUCUUUGGGCAACAGCAUCGGGUAACAGGAAGUCCCUGGCCAGCCUCUGAGCAGAGCCCAGCAAGUUUGGCUGUGAAGAUGGAACUGGGUGGGAGCUCCUCAUCUCCCCAAGAAGCCGUUGCCCCUCUUGGAGUACUAGGUGCUGGGCCCAAAAGCUCCUCACUGGAGAAGCUUAAAGUACUUCCCAUUGGGCCAGGUGCCCACCAAGGGGCUCCUGGCAGCCCAGCUUCAGCAGGGGACAGCUACUUGGGGGAGCCAAGUGGUGCCAUGAAGAUCCCCAACAGGGACAGUGGGAUAGACAGUCCAUCCUCCAGCGUGGCCAGUGAGAACUUCCCCUGUGAAGAGGGCAGUGAGGGCUCCCCAGGCCCAGCCAUAUUGAGGCUACACCCUGAAACAGCUGUGGACAGCCAAGUCCCACAAGAUACCACAGCGCAGGAGGAGAAAGAUAAUGGCCUGGGUGAGGACCCUGACCCUAAGAUCACCCCUUCCAGGCCAGAGGAGAAUGUCGGCUUGACUCAGUGCUCUGACCCACAGAAGCUGCUGCACAUUGCCCAGGAGCUCCUGCACACGGAGGAAGCCUACGUGAGGCGGUUGCACUUGCUGGACCAGGUUUUCUGCACCAAGAUGACGGAAGCAGGGAUCCCUCCAGAAGUGACCACUGGCAUUUUCUCCAACAUCUCCUCCAUCUACCGCUUCCAUGGGCAGUUCCUCCUGCCUGAGUUGCAGAAGAGGAUCACGGAGGAAUGGGACACAAACCCUCGGCUCGGAGACAUCCUGCAGAAACUGGCUCCGUUCCUGAAGAUGUAUGGCGAGUAUGUCAAGAACUUUGACAGGGCAAUGGGGCUGGUGAGCACAUGGACCCAGCGUUCUCCGCAGUUUAGUGAAGUCGUCCACAGCAUCCAGAAGCAGGAGGUGUGUGGGAACUUGACACUGCAGCAUCACAUGCUGGAGCCUGUGCAGAGAAUCCCCCGCUACGAGCUGCUGCUCAAAGACUACCUAAAGAGGCUCCCCAGGGAUGCCCCGGACCGGAAGGAUGCUGAGAGGUCUCUGGAGCUCAUCUCCACAGCUGCCGACCACUCCAACGCUGCCAUCAGGAAGAUGGAGAAAAUGCACAAGCUCCUGGAGGUGUACGAGCAGCUGGGUGGGGAAGAGGACAUCGUCAACCCAGCCAAUGAGCUGAUCAAGGAGGGCAACAUCCAGAAACUGUCGGCCAAGAACGGCACCGCUCAGGACCGACACCUCUUCUUGGUGAGCCAGGCUGCCAUCCCAGCCACAGAACUCCCCAUCUGCCUUCUCAGACGCUGGGCAGUACUAGCAAGACUCAGAAGCCCAAGGAGGAGGUUCUUCCAUGCACCAUCUGAGGGACAUAGUCAAGGAUCUUCUAAGAUUUUUAUCCCUCCCACGGAGGUGCGGCUGUGUCGGAGGGGAAAGACUUGGCCAGGGCUGCCGGGGGACAAUGGCUCAAGGAGUCCUGAUGGACAGGUGCAAGAUAUUGCAAAACCAAAUGCAGCACGCACAUUCAUCAUAACAGGAAGAAAAAGGUCCCUGGAGCUUCAGACUCGGACAGAAGAAGAGAAGAAAGAAUGGAUUCAGGUUAUUCAGGCCACCGUGGAGAAGCAUAAACAGAAGAGCGAGACCUUCAGGGCCUUCAGCAGUGCCUGUAGCCAGGAUGAAGAGCCCGGCCUGUCUCCAGACCAGCCUAUCACGAGUGCCAGCUCCGUGGAAACUACAGGGGUAGCUGACAGUAAUGGGGGUCCUUCUGGGACUGAGUCCAGAAAGUUGUCCUCUAAAACAAGACGUGACAAAGAGAAGCCUGGAUGCAAGAGCUGUGGUGAGACCUUCAACUCCAUCACCAAGCGGAAGCAUCGCUGCAAGCUGUGUGGAGAGGUCAUCUGUCGAAAGUGCUCAGAGUUCAAGGCUGAGAACAGUAAGCAGAACCGUGUCUGCCGAGAGUGUUUCCUGGAAGAGCCCUUGGUCCCUGCGAACCCUAAUUCUGAGACUCCCACUGAGCUCAAAGAGAGUGCAGAGAAGCCUCCAUCUGUGCAUCCUCGGCUCUGCAGCACCCUGCGUCUGUCCGACAAUGGGACAGCCUGGAGUGACGUGUGGGCAGACAUCCGUGAGUCAGAUCCCCAGGUGCUGGACCUGCUGGAAGGCAGCCAGGCUGGCAGACUGCUGUAUUCCAUCUCUCUCUCUGGCUGUACUAUAACGGUGCCCGACCCUCAGGAGGGGCUGGAGACAGGAUGUGUGUGGAAGCUACAUCAGGGUCCACGGACCUGGUGGCUGAGCGCCCCCUCCGCAAAGCUGCGGCAGAGUUGGCUGGAAGCUCUGGGCACUGCUGCCUGUGGGGACACAACCGGAGACAGACCUGGUGCCGCGCAGCCCCAAGCCUCAGCAAGCACUGACACUCCAUGAGCAGAGCCUCCUGCUGGCCUUUCCACUAUUCUGCUAGCCUGUGUUCUUUUUGAGUGACUGUAGAUGUCACAUGAAGCAAUUAAGAACUCCUGGGACCACCGAGGAUGGACUGAUGGCCCAGAGAAGCGUAGCAGUGGGCCCAAGAUCACGCAACAGGUCUUAGACAAGAGUUAGGCUUCUGGCUCCCGCCCCAGCAUUGUGGUCAGAGCAGGGGAGAACAGCCACUACCAACUAUCAAAUGUCAUCUGAGUGGACUGGAUGAUAAUACCAGCCCUCAAAAGGCACAAGGAGAUCAGGUGGGCACUGCCCAGGGGUGAGCAUGUCUAACCUGGUGUGAUGUCACUCUAGGAAAGGCAGAGAUGUCUGUAACCUGGCCUGACUUUUGUCCAUCUAUCCGCUGUGUGAGCUGGACCAUGACCUGGGCUCCACUCCUCUGGGCUCCACUUCCACACCCCGUCCUCUCCUGAAGCAUUGCUCAUCUACCGUUUCUGCCGAGCCCUUGAAGGGGAAGGAGCAAGGGCCUUCUCAUCCUACCAUUCCCAAACAGCCACACUCAGAGACUGUGGGGAGGCAGGCCCUCAGCCCUGUGUGGCAGGUUUAUGGGAUUUCAGACUGGUCUCUCUGUGGGCAGGUGGCCAUGCUUGUCAGUAUAAAUAAAUGCUGGCUGUCAGCCUAGGGACCUUCAAAUCCACUCUUAACAGAAUUCCCCUCAAGGCAGGUGACUGGCAGAGGGAUGAUGGGUGCAGGAGACAAAAUGGCACGGAUCACACACUUGUCUGGGAGAGUGGUUCUGUAUCCCAGAUGCUGUAGGGAGUGGGUGAGCAGCUAAGCCAUAUGUCAGGAUGGGGGUGCUGGCAGUCAAGAUGUGGGGAUGUGACAAAGGUCAUGGGACUCAGGGUGUUGUCUCUUGAGGAGCAGGAAAUUCAGAAAACAAUGACGGGGUUUUUGGUCCUUCAGGAUUCCAGCCCUCUAGUAUCAGCACAGCCCUGUGCAGAGAGGACUGGGCAGGCAGAAGGGCAAUCACCUGGUGGGCGAGGGGAUAAUAGGUGCUGGUUCUAGGUAGCAUUGGGAAGCACAGAUGAGGUGGGGCCUCAAGUGAGAUGGGGCCCCGGGUAAGGUAGGAUGGGGUAAAAGUAAAGCAGGCUGGAGCAGAAGUGAUGUGGAAGGGGCAGAGGCUAGGUGGGCAGAAUACAGGGGUGCAGGCGAGGGUCAGAACCCAGCUGAGUCUAUGCAAGAGGCAGCUGGGCCGGGCAUGGGCUGCCUGAGGAUUGCUGCAAACACCUGAUCCUUUGCCUUGGACUCGCCAUGCUGAGCUGAAACAGCAAAGCAGACAGCACACUUCCACACUGGGAGGAAUGAGGCUACUCAAGGCAGUGAAGUCCUUUGUCACCCAGUUCUGGAUGGGGCAGUGGUGAAGGUGGCCCAGGCAAAACAACAAAGGAAGGAGGCACCUUCCUUGGCUGGGCACACUGCAUGGCAGAUGCACCAGACAGACACAAGCCUUCAGUCUCUUGCCAUCCUCUGCUGCUUCCUCCUGCUCGUAGAAGUUCUGGCCUUUGCAUUUCAAGGAUGCCAAGUGCCCAUCCCCUGAAGAAGCAGAGCUUGAGGAGGAUGCCUCUGUGUUUCCUGCCCCCAGGGUGUGGACUCGUCAGCUUGCAGUUUGGGGGCCCCUUGUUGCCCUGAGAAGAUAUUAGACAAGAGCACCUUACAGAAGAAAAGAUUUCUUUGGCUUGCAGUUUGAGGCUACAGUUCGUCAUGCUGAGGAAAACAUGGUAGCAGCAGUGUGGACCGCAUUCCGUCCACAGUCAGAGAGCAGGGCUCCCCCCACUUUCUCCUCUUUAUUCAUCCCAGGCCGCUAAGCCAGGGAAUGUUGCUGUUCACAUGCAGGGUCUGUUUUCUCUUCUCAAUUAAACCUUUCUGGAAACACUCUAAUGACGUAGCCCAAAUGUUGUCAUCUUAGUAUUCUGAAUCCUACUAGGUUGACAACACCAACCAUCACAAGUCCACCCCUUGUCUAGUGCAUCGCUUUUAAACCUCAGUAUUCCACCCUCGGAGCCUCCUGCUCGUUUUCAUAAAGGAUUUGCAAACUCUUCCCAAUUCCAAAUUUUCCCCAAGGUAUAAUAAGCACAAAGUUUCUGCUG
Alexandromys fortis (reed vole) is the source of this 4819-nucleotide messenger RNA. RefSeq names its product FYVE, RhoGEF and PH domain containing 3 (gene Fgd3). Gene Ontology annotation, cellular component: cytoplasm. The transcript is spliced from 18 exons. Gene Ontology annotation, biological process: cytoskeleton organization; filopodium assembly. The record is from RefSeq and is a predicted model, not a curated record. Lineage: Eukaryota; Metazoa; Chordata; Mammalia; Rodentia; Cricetidae. Gene Ontology annotation, molecular function: guanyl-nucleotide exchange factor activity; metal ion binding. Bases 345 to 2678 code for a protein of 777 amino acids.